Messenger RNA from Pristis pectinata (smalltooth sawfish), 1515 nucleotides. RefSeq names its product TruB pseudouridine (psi) synthase family member 1 (gene trub1). The transcript is spliced from 8 exons. The record is from RefSeq and is a predicted model, not a curated record. Gene Ontology annotation, molecular function: RNA binding; pseudouridine synthase activity. Gene Ontology annotation, cellular component: mitochondrion. Gene Ontology annotation, biological process: tRNA modification; mRNA pseudouridine synthesis. Lineage: Eukaryota; Metazoa; Chordata; Chondrichthyes; Rhinopristiformes; Pristidae. Bases 127 to 969 code for a protein of 280 amino acids.
AAGCACAGGGACACGAUCCCUCACCAAGUCCUGGCCUCCUGCGCACUUGGGACUACAACACCCAGAAGGCAGUGGGGGCCAGGCCUUUUUGAUGACGUAAGAGCCUGCGGACGGAGCCCGGGCAACAUGGCGGGGAGCGCGGCGUCGAUCGGAUUGGCCGAGAAGCUGCAGGGACUCAACGGGCUCUUUGCAAUUCACAAGAGGAAAGGCCCCACUUCAGCAGACGUGCUGAAUCUCCUGAAAUCCAAGCUUUUAGAAGAAGCUGGCAUUAAGCAGCAUCCAAAGAAGAGAAAGAAACAAGUUCUGAAAAUGGGACAUGGAGGAACCCUUGAUAGUGCAGCAUCAGGAGUACUUGUGGUUGGAAUUGGAAAAGGGACCAAAAUGCUCAGUGGAAUGUUAUCAGGCUCCAAGAAAUACACAACAGUUGGAGAACUUGGAAAGGCUACAGACACAUUUGAUGCAAUAGGAAUGGUGACAGAAGAACAAUCAUAUGACCACAUAACAAAGGAUGAUCUGGAAAGGAUGUUGAAGAAAUUUACAGGAAGCAUUAUGCAGACUCCACCAUUAUAUUCUGCUUUGAAACAAAAUGGGCAACGACUUUCCUGUUUGGUGAAGAAAGGAGAAGCUGUAGAAUCUAAACCUGCUAGAUCUGUAAUGGUGUAUGAUCUUUCUGUACAGGAUUACAGUCCUCCUCACUUUACUCUUGAUAUUGAAUGUGGAGGUGGCUUUUAUGUUCGUAGUUUGGUGAAUGACCUUGGCAGAGAGCUUUCUUCCUGUGCUCACGUUAAGGAGUUGAUCAGAACCAAACAGGGACCUUUCACGUUGGAUGAACAUGCACUUCGAGAAGAGAAGUGGACAAUUGAUGAAAUAGUAAAAGCCAUUGAGAACUGGACACAGUUCGUUCCCUCUGAAGGAGGGUAUAAGAAAUUGAAGACUGAAAUCUCUGAACAGGAAAAAGAAAUCGAUUGAUACUGCAGUGCAUUUCUUGAUGAGGCGAACAAAGACUUGUGAUUAUAUAGUGCCUUUGUCUGGAUGUCCUGAGGCACUUCACAGCAUUUCUUUUGAAGUAUAUGAAGUGUUGUCAUGCAGGAGAUUCGGCAUCCAAUUUUGCACAGCCAUGUUUCACAAACAGUUAUGUAAUGGUGGCCAAAUGUUGUUGAUGUUUGUUUGAAGGAUAAAUGUUGGUCAGAGCACUGUAAUCUGAAUUUUGCUGGAGUAAUCUUGUGUAUCUCUACAUAUCCAGAGCUUUAAACAGCUCUGAAUAAGAAUAUAAUCACUUUGAAAAUUAAAACUGUCAACUUCCAUUGUUGCCCAAUUAAACUGCAACCUACUUUAUACACACACCAAACACUGUGCUAUUGUAUAGGGAAAUCCGGUCAACAUCCUGAAGACUUUGUUUUGCUGACAUGUAAAUGAUGCAAGAUGUGAAUAGUGCUUGUAUAAUUAGGAAGUAACUCAUAAAAAAUUCAGUACAUAUUCUGUUAUCAAAGCUGAUCUAAUAAAUGUGUAAGUUUU